Messenger RNA from Gymnodraco acuticeps, 3873 nucleotides. RefSeq names its product T-box transcription factor 5b (gene tbx5b). Bases 351 to 1946 code for a protein of 531 amino acids. The record is from RefSeq and is a predicted model, not a curated record. Gene Ontology annotation, molecular function: RNA polymerase II cis-regulatory region sequence-specific DNA binding; DNA-binding transcription factor activity, RNA polymerase II-specific. NCBI's taxonomy places the organism in Eukaryota, Metazoa, Chordata, Actinopteri, Perciformes, Bathydraconidae. Gene Ontology annotation, biological process: regulation of transcription by RNA polymerase II; cell fate specification; cardiac left ventricle formation. Gene Ontology annotation, cellular component: nucleus. The transcript is spliced from 9 exons.
CGCUGGGUCUGUGAGGGCAAUAACACAGAGGAGCGAUAUAAAUGAGGAGGGAAUAACUUCCGCUUUGAUCGGAUCUGCAGCCCGCGGAGACGGAGAGGAGGAAGAGCCGAAUUGUGCGCGCAGGGAGACGGACAGCAGAGCGAGAAACAACCCGGUGUUUUAUCGGAACAGAGUGGAUUUUUAAGAAGCGUCACUGCAACAUUUGGACGGUUGGAUUUAAAGGAAAAUAUUAAUUUAAAAUCAAAGCAAGCUGUAAAAAAAAAAACAACUCCAAAAAACCGGCUGCCGGGCGCGUAGGAUUAUGAGCGUGUUUUCUGCAGGGAGAGCAGAGCAGUGCGUUUGAGUGGGACAUGGCAAACGGAGGGGACCAGUUCGGCCUUGCGGAGAGUCCGGACUCAGACUGCAUGGAUUCCCCAAAAGAGACCAAACCGGAAAAUCCGGGCUACACCUUAAACUCUCCAGCCUCUCCGCAGACAGCAUCCAGACAGCAGCCAGCGGCUACUACUACGGAGCAGAAUGGAAUGGAAGGAAUCAAAGUUUUCCUCCACGACAGAGAACUUUGGACAAAGUUUGAUGAAGUGGGAACUGAAAUGAUCAUCACCAAGGCUGGAAGGAGGAUGUUUCCCAGUUACAAGGUGAAAGUCACGGGACUCAACCCAAAAACCAAGUACAUACUCCUGAUGGACCUUGUGCCCAAGGACGACCACCGAUACAAAUUUUCAGACAACAAAUGGUCGGUAACGGGAAAGGCAGAGCCCGCGAUGCCCGGGAGGCUCAACGUCCACCCGGACUCCCCGGCCACCGGGGCGCACUGGAGCCGCCAGCUCGUCUCUUUCCAGAAGCUCAAACUCACCAACAACCACCUGGACCCCUUUGGACACAUAAUACUCAACUCCAUGCACAAAUACCAGCCUCGCCUCCAUAUUGUCAAGGCGGAUGAGAACAACGGCUUUGGCUCCAAAAAUACGGCUUUCUGCACCCACAUCUUCUCUGAGACUGCCUUCAUCGGUGUGACGUCCUACCAGAACCACAAGAUUACACAGCUGAAGAUAGAGAAUAAUCCUUUUGCCAAGGGCUUCAGAGGCAGCGAUGACAAUGAGCUGCACCGCAUGGCCAAGCUCCAAGGGAAGGACUUCCCUGUGGUCCCUCGCAGUACUGUCCGUCAGAGGGCCUGCUCCACCGGGAGUCCCUUCAGUGGGGAGGGUCGGGGUCUGCGGGGCUCCCCUGAAACCGUGGGGUCCCCGUUCAGCUGUGAGAACCGUUUGAGUCCCCAAGAGCUGCUGAGGGCCCCCCCUGCACACUACACCCUGGCCCCUCCUCACAUGCAGCACAGCCACCAGCCGCAGGUCUACUGCACCAAGAGGAAAGUGGGGGAGAACUGCUCUCCAGGAAACCGCCAGCACCCGUAUAAGAAAGCCUUCACCGGUAGCUCUCCAAGUGAGGGCGAGUCUUACUACCACCCCUCCUCCUACCCUCCUCCUCCACCCGGUCUAUCCAACAACCCUCUCACCGACUCCCCCUCCAGCUCAGACAUGGGACAGCGCCAGGCGUGCAUGUUUGCCAGCUCUGAACCCAGACUGGAUGAACUCAACUGUACAUCGUGGUCCUACAGCAGCCCUCUCCCCUCUGCCAUGACCCCCAUGGAUCCCUACCCACCUUACACCCCUCACCCCCCCUACAGCUCCAGCCCUCAGGGUUCCCGACUCAGUGCCAUAGCCAACCAGAGCUCUCCGACGCUGGGAGAACACAUCGGCCACCACCCCUAUCCGAGCCAGAGUGCCGCACCUCCACCUCAGAGCUCCCAAAACAUUCACAGCAGGCAGGUCAGCCCUCCUCUCAGAGAGUACCCUCGCUACACUCCCAACCUGUCUCCUCCUCUCUACCACACACUAGAGACACACACACACAUCAGGUGUGUCGUACCAGAAUGGAGUGCAGCCUCCUAACUGAACCAGAGGACAAACCCCAAAGACUGAUACAUGGACAGAGAUUCCUCGUCUCAAAUUCAGUGACCGUUCUUUCUGCUCUUCUGAAAGAUGCUGGCUGCAUACGGACUAUAUAUGAUAUUACCUUUGUAAAAUAAUUGUGAAAAUUCUGAUAUUUUUGUGCUGUGUGAAGAGCUCUCCUCCAGCUUUGCAGGAUGGGACAGUGGAUUGUUAAAGACUAUACAUGGUCAUCCAUAAAACAAACAAAGUUGUACUUAAUCUUCUUUCUAUAACCCAAAAACUGGUGUCAUCCAAAUGUUGUAGCUGUGAGCCCUGUUCAGGCCAGCCUGUGAAAGCUUGUUUUCCUCUAAAUCAGUCCCACUCUCUCCAUUGUGAAGGAUGUACAUUUCGACCCAGGCUGUAACAUUUACUGACCAAAAUAUCUCUGAUCUCCCAGCGGAGCCUGAGGUAGACAUAUUUUCUCUUUAGUGGAGAAAAGCAUAGCUCCAUGCUCAGUGUCAGUGAAGGAGAAAAGGCAUGAGUUGAGAAUAAAGAGGACUGUGGAAGAUCACUGAGACUGGUUGACAGCAGUGACAAUCUAUCCAGAGGAAGAGGAAGUUUACAGUUAAGUCUCGGAGGUGGCAGCAGGUUUUGGACCUGACGUGCCGCAGGGAUGUCCUGGUUGUCUCCGGUCCAAUGGGCCAAAUGGACAUGGUCAGCAGUGACUGGAGUAGCUGGAGAAGAGGGGCAACCCCUAUCCAAGGGUGGAGGAGAGUACAAGUAAGAGGGCUAGGCCAAAAUGUGUGUGUGUGUGUGUGUGUGUGUGUGUGUGGUGUGUGUGUGUGUGUGUGUGUGUGUGUGUGUGUGUGUGUGUGUGUGUGUGCGUGUGUGUGUCUGUCUGUGUGUGUGCGUGUGCCUGUUUGUAUGUAAAGCCUAUGUCAGCUCAGCUCAGCUCAAGGAUGCGAUGAGAUAAUUUCCAAUGUAGUUCCUGCGGGCGCUGUAACACAGAAAAAGCAGUUUGUUUAGGCCACGCUACAGGCUGAGGGACCUGUAAACACUGCUUUCACUGCAUUCUGGGUAAAUGCACUACUCAGCGUCACACGGUUGUCACUGCUGUCCUCUCAGUCAACCCUAGCUGACCAAUCAGCUCUCUCUUUUCUCUGAGAGCCAGCCAAUGAACAUGCCCCUUUCUUUUAUCCCCAGCUGACCAGUUAGAGCUGGAGCGUUGCAUGUUUCAUGUGUGCGUGUGUGUUGGCCCGUUUUAUUUUGUUUCUGAAUUAUUCAUUAGUCCAGUGUUGAUCCUUGACAUGCAAGGAUUGCUCAGCAAACAUAACAAAAUCAAAGUUCUGUUAAAUGUGAUAAUGUUGAUGCACUAACUCUUGUUCCUUUAAUUUGAAUCUAAAUUCUUCCUGUCUUAUCCAUUCAUGGUUUUACAAGAUCCGGUUAGAUACAUGUCCCUGCAGCAUCAUCAUUCUCCUUUUAGCUAACCGUAAAGAAAGAUAUGUGGCACCCAUUGUGAAAGCUGAGGUUUUGGUGUCUUUUUGUGUAAGAAGGCAGUUUUCAUAUAUCUGCCCUGUUGUGUUACAUGCAGUAAAAUGUGAGCAGGUGCUCUUACAUUACAAACAGUAUGCAGAGAGCAAAUCCCCAUCAUUCCUUGGUAUGUAUUUGAUAUGUAUGUAUGUGCGUUAAAAUGAGAUUUUUUUUAUAGCCUUGCUCCUGCUAACAGUAUUUAUUACUCUAGAUUUGUAAAGAUUAGUCUGUUGUUAACUUGUGAAACAAGCAGAGUUGUUCAGAGAUAUUUGUUUCUCUUUAAAGGUUUGUGUCUGGUUUCACCCGCCUUCUGUGGUGAUAAAUAGUUGUGAUAAACAAACAAAAAUGUUCUGUUAUAUGGAUAAAAAGACAGAUUUAUACACAGAAAUUGAAUAAAUGUUAGAGAAUUAUGCGUAUG